This is a messenger RNA of Mytilus californianus (California mussel), 2346 nucleotides long. Its product is annotated as L-proline trans-4-hydroxylase-like. The record is from RefSeq and is a predicted model, not a curated record. The transcript has 10 exons. Bases 65 to 934 code for a protein of 289 amino acids. Lineage: Eukaryota; Metazoa; Mollusca; Bivalvia; Mytilida; Mytilidae.
UGUUACCCUCUCCUAUCAGCUGAUUGUGAACCUAUUUGUUAAUUUGCUGUUUAUAUCUUUGAAAAUGACAUCUGCAGAUUUCCAGUAUUCACCUGACUUUCAACCGUCAGAUAAAAUGAAGGAAAACUUUGAAGAACAUGGGUAUAUUAUGGUAAGAGGACUUCUAGACCAUGAUGAGCUAGAGAAAGUAAAGGUGGCAUUAGAAGAUAACAAUGCAAUCAGAAAGCAUGCUUUUGGGGUUGCAGAUGGUAAAGGGAGAGAAAGCAUGAUGGCUCUUUGGAAUCAUCCAGGUUCUGAUGUUACUGGCAUGGUAGGAAGGUGUGAGAAAAUUGUAAAUACAUGUGAAAAGCUUCUUGGUGGAGAGGUCUACCAUUAUCAUACAAAAUUAAUGAUGAAAGAGCCAUUCACAGGAGGCAGCCAUUUGUGGCACCAGGAUUAUGGAUAUUGGUAUAAGAAUGGUUGUUUGUACCCAGAUAUGAUGACAGUUUUUAUUGCAAUAGACAAAAUUACAAAAGAGAAUGGAUGUUUACAGAUUUUACGGGGAUCACAGAAUUGUGGCAGAAUAGAACAUAUUAUGGUUGGAGGUCAGACUGGGGCUGAUAUGGAGAGGGUUAAUCAACUGAAAAAAGUCCUGAAAUUAGAAUAUGUAGAAAUGGAACCAGGUGAUGCCCUGUUCUUCCAUUCCAACUUGUUACAUACAAGUAAUGCCAAUGAUAGCAAGUACAGACGAUGGGCAUUUUUAUGUGCUUAUAACAAGAAGAGUAAUGACCCUACUAUAAAACACCAUCAUCCAUGUUAUACACCAUUAGAAAAGGUACCCAACAACGCCAUUAAAGAGUGUAUAAAUUUCAAUGAUAUAUCAGGGAAAGAUUUUAUGGAUCCUACCAAAGACAAAACAAUCAAAGUGAAACCAAAAGAAGAGGAAACAAAUUGAAAUUUCAUUUCAUUUACAGCUUCAAUAUCCUCAAGAUAAUUGGCUUUUAAAAAUCUAGCAUCAGAUAAUUUGUAUAUUUUUGAACUAUUUAAGUAAUUGUUAUUGUCAUGUUUCAAAAUAUUUAAUUUAAUGUUUAAGAUUUUUCAUAUAAAGAUACAUCAAGAUUUUAUUUUUUUUAAAACUAAUGUUUUUUUUUAUGAAUCUGUUAACUUCUUUGUACCAAGGUAUUUAAUGGUUCUCUUUUUCAAAUUAAAAACUGUGCUUUCUCAAUUUCUAUAAUCUUUGAAUGUAUUAUUUUUGUGUGAUGACAAGUGCAGUUCCAAUAGGAAAAUUAAGCAGCUUGACAUUUUCAAGGGGAGACAAGUCAUUCUUAGAGAGGAAAACACUAAAGCAGAUAUAUUUAAGUAAAUUAAAGAUUGUAAGGUUAAAUGUGAUUUUUUUAUUACUUGAAAAUAUAUUUACAUUGUCUGUUUAGAUUUCCCUUGAUUGUGUUUAAGUAUUGUAUUGCAUCUUUCAUUAUUGUGUAUUAUUGAUGUUUAACCAUACUGAUUAUCUUAUAAGGGCCGUCUGCUUCACUACCUUGAGUUAAAUAUAAUGUAUUUCAUGCUCAAGUUUUUGUAAAAGGUAAAAUCGUCAAAACCCAUCAUAUCAAAUCUUCAAAACCAAUCAAAUCAGCUCAAAAUCAAAUCAAAAGCUUUAUGAAGAGUCAAUACAUCAUGCUGUAUAAAUGGGUUUUUUUAUUGUUUUUUUUUCACAGUAAAGUUUAUUUUUUAAGAGCUUGAUCACUGUGUCCUACAUCUAACAUAAUCAACAUUAAAAAUUUUAGUAAAUUUCAUAUUUUUCUCAUUUCAUGCAGAAGCCCAUUUUAUAAGAGUACAUGAAUGAUAUGUGACAACUAAAAUCUCAUUGUAUUUUAAAACAACAUUUAGUAUUUAGAUUAUCAUCAUGACUUACAUUAAUCACUUGGUUAACCUUGUGGAGGUUGCAUUUCGUGUCUCUAUCUUAGAGACCAAAGACCUCUUAAAUAGAAGAAAACAACAAUGCAACAACUUGAGUAAGCAACAUGCAAUUUAAAAUCUUUUUUUUUGCUGCUAGACAUGAGGAAAGCUUUUCAUCCUGUUUAUGAAGCUCAUAAGAUAAAAUAUUUAUACGUCAUGACUUUCAAAAUAUUUUGGUUUGAGAAUUCCUGAUGAAGAUAAAUCCAGAAAAGUGUUUUGGAUGCACCAAAGUAAAUUUAUAAAGUGUUAUUCUUAUUUCAUAUUCUAAUACAUUUUAUAUAUUUCAACAAUGUACCUAUAUAAUGAAUGUAUUACUAAGAAGUUGACAUAGUAUAAGACAUUUUUUAUUUUGUUUUUUAUACAAAUAAUGUUGAUUCAUAAUGUAAUUUAGAAAUAAUAUUAAUAUUUGUUUAC